CGCACUGAGGGGAGCUCGGGAUCUUUGGGCCUUGUGGGGAACGGGCGAGAAUCGGGGCGCUCAGUAACUAUGCGGCCCUCUGAAGAAGAGAAAGAGCAAGCUGUGAUCCUGAUCAGCGACGAUGAAGCUGACAACACGCUUGGGAAUUCAGUUCUCAUAGUAGACCCCUUGGUGAAUACUGCCCUGGAAGAGAAGAAAUGUGAAGAGAUUGUGGAUGAGGAGUGUGAACUAAUGGUUACUUUUUGUAAACAAGCAAAUGUGAUGCCUCAUGCAAGAUAUGACUGUACAAUACACUCGUUUGAACGAAUGGAAUGUGAAACGUGCUCGCCCCUUGGAAAAAAUGCUGACUUUUGUAAUCAGUGCUACUGCUACGUUUGUGAUAAGCUAGCUUCUGAGUGCCAGAAUUGGACAACUUCUUCCUUCUGUCACUGCAAUGCACAUAACAAAAGCAAAUUCUGGAAAGACCAGCGUGAUUUUGCCUUGGCUGGUGUUCUUGUGAUGUUCAAUUUGGAGCUCGCAGAUAUAGAUGCAGACCUUCGGCAUGGUGGAAACCUUCUAAUCAGUUUUAUCCAGGAACUUUCUGUGGAAUACAAUAAGUAUUUAAUUGGAGAGAGAAUACCUCCUGAAGAACAUGAAUGCUUUUGUCUCCCAAAGCUGCCUCCUGGCCAGUGCAAUAUCUGCCGUUCACGCAGCACGGAGGUUGUAUACAAGUACUCUGGAGUUUUUGCACUGGUAACGAGAUUUUUAAAUCAGGCUGAAAGAGAGAGCCCUAAAGCUGCUGCUGUCAUGUUUCUGGGAGCAGCUAGAGAGAUAACCCUUCAUAAAGACCCUGCUUUAAGCUGGCAGAACCUUGGUCAUACUGCUUCACUAAAGCUUGCUGUCCCUUGUUUGCUGCAAAGGAUCACAACACAACUUCAGAAGAUGCUGGUGUUGUGUGACUUCCCAAAAAGUUUAUAUGAGAAGUUUAUUAAUUUUUUUCAGUCCAUCUCGCUUCCAUGUCACUGUUUUGCCUUCUCAAAUAGCUUGAAUGUUGUGCCAUGGGACCACGUGUUACUGACCACGGUUCUGAAGGGUCAGAACACCACAGGACAAAGAACACAGAAAGGAAGGAAAACAUUUCUGUGGGAAGUGCUUCCUGUCAUAGAGGCUCGAGUGGAGAAACUGGUAGAAAAAAUGAACUAUAAAGAAGUUGUUCGCUACCUGAGAGCUGUGAAAUGCAAUGAUACCAAAGGGCUAAGGGACCUUCGAGAUAAAAUCCCAUUCUAUUUGUGUAAAACUGGAGACUUCCUUGAUGCUACGCAUUCACUGUUGUUUCCCAUCAAUAGCCUUGCGUGCUGCACUGCGUGCCGACUAACUCCUCUUCAGUUUGAGGUCUACCUGAAGAUAUUCAGAACAGGCUGUGUCCCUCUUGGAAAGGAUAUUCAAGAGCCUGGGCCCUGGAUUACAGCUGGGUCUCCAAUGAAAGAAGGUGUUCUGAUUAAGCAAGCGUUCAAACUCCUUCACAGCAAUCUGUCACUGUACAGAAAUCCUAAAUGCUGGGGUUCCUUCAUCAUGAUUAUGGGUAGUAGCAGUUUUCUAGAAAGAAAUGGGCACCUUCGUCCCCUGACAGUGAAGGAGCCACCGAUUGCGUUCCAGCAGGGGGUGCUGACUGCCACUGAUGGUCUCUUCCAGGAGCUGAAGGCAAAAGUUAAUGUUUCUUUCCCACCUGGUAUCUUCUCCCAAUUGCACCAGGAGGCUUGUCUUAUUCUUGCAGUGCAAGCAGUACAACAGAUGGUUGUCUGUGAACUCCCAUACUUAACUUCCUUCCUAGAGAUAUUCCUGGCGUUUGGGAAUAACUUCUGGGCUCUGAGGCUGUUACUGAAUCAUCUUUCCUAUGAUGAGCACAUUCUCCAUGGCAUUGUCAAUCUGGUUUUGAGAGAUUUGAAUCGUCAGAAAGCAACAAUGCUGAAACUAUGGCAAAACCUUGGUCCCCAGUACGUGGGUGAAUUUGUUUGCCUGUUCCUGACUUGCAGAAACAGGAUAUUGCAAUCCAUUGGUUUGUUCACUCUGGAUGUCAUUACGGAGAACUUGCACAUGUGUCCGUGGGCAAAGCACCUUUGCAACUUCUUUCACAAUGCAGGGUUAAUGCACCUCCCCCUUGGCGCCGCAACUCAUCACGAAGUCUCAAAGUUCAUAGAUAUUCUUGAAAAACUGUGAUCUGGCAAAAUCUGCAGGCGUGUUUCUCAGCUUGCCUUGGUCUGCCCCGUCGCUCCCUGGGUUCUCUCGCGUUCCGUUUUGGUUGCAGUCUCUUCCCUCCCUUGAAACGUUCACCUACAAACUGACUUCAGACAAAGCGCGAAAAUAAAAGCUCAGAUCUAGAUGGGGAACAGCGUCUGUGCUCCGGUAGGUGUGCUCUGGAAACUUCCUUUUUACAGGCACAUGUAUUAAGCUGUCAGUGAAAGAGGCAGGAGCCACACACCUUAA
This is a messenger RNA of Numida meleagris (helmeted guineafowl), 2463 nucleotides long. RefSeq lists its product as uncharacterized. The record is from RefSeq and is a predicted model, not a curated record. Bases 70 to 2196 code for a protein of 708 amino acids. The transcript has 20 exons. NCBI's taxonomy places the organism in Eukaryota, Metazoa, Chordata, Aves, Galliformes, Numididae.